Messenger RNA from Eurytemora carolleeae, 2481 nucleotides. Its product is annotated as probable RNA-binding protein 19. NCBI's taxonomy places the organism in Eukaryota, Metazoa, Arthropoda, Copepoda, Calanoida, Temoridae. Bases 1 to 2421 code for a protein of 806 amino acids. Gene Ontology annotation, molecular function: mRNA binding. Gene Ontology annotation, cellular component: nucleus; cytoplasm; ribonucleoprotein complex. The record is from RefSeq and is a predicted model, not a curated record. The transcript is spliced from 3 exons.
AUGUCGAGAUUGAUUGUUAAAAAUUUACCUCUUCAGAUAACUGAGGAUAAACUAAGAAACAGCUUCAGCACCAAGGGAACUAUCACUGAUCUCCAGUUGAAGAAAACCAAGGACGGGAGGUUCCGCGGGUUCGCCUUUAUCGGGUUUAAGACCGAAGAUGAGGCUACAAAUGCUAGGGAUUACUUCAACGGAACCUAUUUCGGAGCUGCUAAAAUUGAUGUUCAAACCUGCUCAGAUCUGGGGGAUGCGGUUAAAUUUUCUAAAAAGGAUUCUAAGCAAGAGCCAGAGAAAGAAGUAAAUGAGAAGAAAUCCAAGGAUCGAGAGAAGAAGAAGAGUAAAAAGGAAGUAAAAUCCAUCCUGGAAAAAUACAAGGAUGAUCCGAAAUUUCAAGAAUUUUUAAAAGUUCACAAAACAAGUAAAUCUGAAUCUUGGACGAAUGAUUCAAUCCUAGAGGUUGCAAACCUCUACUCCGGGAACAAGGAGAAUAAGAAGAUUGAGAAUACCAAGUCGGAGGCGGACAAGGAAGAGGUUCAGAAGAAACCUGAAAACAAGGAAGAUUAUUUCCAUGUUAAACUAACAAACCUUCCUUAUAGAUUCAAAAAGAAACACGUGAAAGCGUUCCUUGAGCCGCUGAAGCCACCCUCAGUUCGUCUACCGCCGAAAAUUCAUGGAAUUGCAUUCGUUGGGUUUAAAACAGAGAAGGAACGAAACCAGGCUUUAAAUAAACACAAGAGUUUGUGGGAGGGACAACAAAUAUUUGUUUUUAAAUAUGAGAAGAAGGAGAUGGUUGAAGCAACUGGGACGGGUUCUAACUCAAAGUGGAAGGAGCAGGAGGAGAGUUUAGUAGGAGCUGAAACUGUCGGUGAGUCAGGUCGGAUUUUUGUUAGAAAUUUAUCCUACUCCGUGACAGAAGAUGAACUGCAGGAACUUUUCUCCAAGUACGGUCCGCUUACUGAGGUAAACCUUCCUGUGGAUAGAAUUACAAGACGGAGUAAAGGGUUUGCGUUCAUUACAUUCAUGAUGCCAGAGCAUGCGGUGCAGGCUUUUUCCGAUCUGGACGGUUCCACUUACCAGGGUAGACUUCUUCAUCUCAUCCCAGGGAAAACUAAGGAGGGAGAGGAUGAUGAGACGGAGGAGAAUCUUGGAUACAAGAAGAGGAAGGAACAGAAGGAGAAGAAAGCUGCGGGGCAAACCCACAAUUGGAACUCUCUAUUCCUAGGCUCCAGUGCGGUUGCGGACAUCAUGAGCGAGAAAUACAACGUUGACAAGGCGGACGUUGUUCUCGGAGACUCCGGCGGUAAAUCGGCGGCGGUUCGUCUGGCUCUAGGAGAGACUCAGAUUAUUCAAGAAACAAAGAAGUAUCUUGAGGAAGAAGGUAUCAUUCUAGAGUCAUUUGAGAAACCUCCAACAUCGAGAUCAAAAACAGUGAUCCUUGCCAAAAAUCUUCCAGCUCACACUCCACCGGAGGAAAUUAGAGAUUUGUUUUCAACAUACGGAGUUCUCGGACGGAUCGUAAUGCCUCCGGCAGGUAUAACAGCAGUUAUUGAAUUUGCGGAACCCGGAGAGGCGAGAACUGCAUUUACGAACCUUGCAUACACUAGGUUUCACAAUACUCCUCUCUACCUGGAGUGGGCUCCAGAGAAAUCCUUCUCAACACCUUUCUCUGAAGUUCCAGUACAGAAACCUGAGAAGGUUGAAAAAACUACCACAGAACCUGAGGAAGAAAACGAAUUGGAAUCUCCUGAACCUGAAACAACAUUAUUUGUUAAAAAUCUCAACUUUGACACAACAGAUGAAGGAUUAAGAAAUCAUUUUACAAAGUGUGGUAAGAUAUUCUCUGCUAAUGUUGCAACUAAGAAGGAUACAAAAUCAGGAGACAAACUGUCGAUGGGGUUUGGUUUUGUUACAUAUUGGCUGAAAUCCUCCGCUACCCGUGCACUGAAAGAAUUGCAACACAGUAGGCUGGAUAACCAUUCUCUGGAACUGAAGCGAUCUAAUCGCGCUGCGGAGAAAGAAAAACCUUCCCACAAAGAACCUUCAGUUACUGGAGAACCAUCGACUAAAAUUAUGGUGCGUAACGUUGCUUUCCAAGCAACUAAACAGGAAAUUACAGAAAUUUUUAAAACUUACGGAGAGUUAACAGCUGUACGGUUACCAUCUAAACUCUCCGGAACUGGGUCACACAGAGGAUUCGCUUUUAUCGAGUUUGCUACCAAGUCCGACGCGAAGAAAGCCUUUUCCGAAUUGAGUGGAAGCACUCAUUUAUACGGGCGAAGACUUGUGUUAGAGUGGGCGGAGGCGGAGGAAACUGUAGAUUCGCUCCGGAAACGGACGGCGGAUCAAUUUAAUGCUGGAAAGUUGUCUGCUAACAAGAGAACAAGAUUUGAGAUGCCAGACGAGAAAGUUGAAGAUGAAAAUUGAGAAAUAUAUCUUGUAACUCAUUUAUGUAUUAUGAAAUUAAAUUAAAUUUUUCCAUUUUUC